AUGGCUACUUUGCGGCGGCUGGAGGACCAGGUCUUUGCUGCUUGUCGGAAGGGCCCGGCCAAUGUUGGCGUCUUGGAGGAGGGCUGGACGCGCUGCGCCUUCGUGAGCGGCCUGCAGCCGCGGGCGGAGGCUUUGCAGCGCCAGCGGGCCAGCCUGCCGCUGCCCGGCGAGGCCGCCGCCGCGGCGGCGGAAGCGCGGGCCGCGCGGGUGGCUCAGGAGCGCGAGGAGCGGAAGGCCUUGCUUGAACGAGAGGCAGAAGCUCAGCAGGAGGCAGAGGAUCAGCUGCAGCAGCAAAAGAUGCAGGCCAAGACCUCUGCGCAGGCGGCGGCGCACGGGGAGCUGCAGGCCCUGAGGAGGCGACUCUUGGAGAAGGAAGCCCAGCAGCUGCAGCAGCUGCAGGUGCUGCGGCAGCAGGUGGAGGCCGAGGAGCAGCUCCAGCAGCAGCUGGCUGAGGGGGAGCUGCAUGAGGAGGAGCACCAGGACUUGCAGCGGCUCACGGAGCAGCGGGCCGAGGCCAGCCGCCAGCGCGCCCAGGAGCUCCAGCGAGAGUGGGAGGUGCAGUCAUUCCACCGGCAGCUGGAGCACACUGAGCAGAGUGCGGCCGAGCUGGAACGUGACCGGAAGAUGGUGGCGGCAGCUGCAGAGAAAGUGCGGCAGGAGGACUUGCAGAGCGAGAUGCAGAGGCGCCAGCUGCAGCGGGCGCUGGCGGGGGAGCUGGAGCGGCUGAUGGCGCAGCAGGCGGAGCGACGGGAGCAGCUGGCUCGCGAGCAGCAAGCUGCAGUGGACCGCGCGAGUGUAGAGCAGCGUGAGAAAGCUUCCUUUUGGCAGCGCUUGGCACAGGAGCGCUGGGCCGCGGAGUCGGCGCGCGGCGCGGCACUGCAACGCCUCCAGCAGCAGCUCCGAGGGCAGCAAAACGGCGCCCAGCGCCUGGCCAGGUUGCAGGAGCUGCUGCGUGAGGAGGAGGCUUUAGCUCGCCAGCGCGACCAAGAGGAAGCGGCGCUGCGGCGCCGCCUGGAGGCCCGCGCCAAAGCCGCGCAGGCUGCGCAGGACGGCAUCCGGGCACUUGAAGCAAGAGCUAGAGCGCAGCAGGCUGAAGAGGACGAGUGGCGCCGGCGAUUCGUGGAGCAACGCGCGGAGGAGGAGCGGCUGGAGCAGAUGGGGCAGCAGAAGCGCCGCAUGCGGCUGCUGGCCUUCCGGCGUGAGGCGCAGCAGCAGCUGGACGAGCGCCGCGCAGCUGCGGCGAAAGCGGCGCUGCAGCGCCUGGAGGAGUUGCGCGCGGAGCAGCGCGAGGAGGAGGACCGGUGCCGCAUCGUGGAGGAAGAGAGGCGCCGGCUGUUGGCGGAGCACGCGCGCGGCGGCCUUCUGGGGUAUCGUAUCUUGUGCCGAUCGUGUGCGUGUGGUCAGUCCGCACCAACAUUUUGCUCAAAGCAAGUCCAAGGAGAGCUUUUCAAUCUUCAGGAAGCGGAGCUUUUGGAUUCGAUGGAGUCAGUCCAGGAGCGAAGCCGAUGGGUGCUGCGCAACACUUUCAUGGAGCUCGUGGAAGACGGUUCCCCUGGAUUUUCCAGCGGCGCUCUGAUUCGGGCAAGCUCCGACUCAGUGCUCUACGAAGGCUACUCUCCCAAUCCAGCCGAUGAGACGCCGAAGCGAUCUGCGCCACCUGAACCCAAAGAGGCGGUGGAGGAUGGCCACAUCGAGUUUGAAAUGAAUGGCUGGAGCGACACGGAGACGAACCCUGACACACAAGAGCGUCAGAAGCCGCUGCCAUGCUAUUCCCACAUCCAGGACUUUCCCAGCGGUGAAAGCACCCCGCUGUGCACCGCUUUGCCAGGAGAGGAGGAGAAUGACUGCUGCGUCGCUCGUACUCCCAGUCCCAGAGGCAUGGACUGGCAGCCGAGCGACUUUUGCGAGGUGCCUUUUAAGGAGGAAGAGUUCAGGCCCGAUCCACUCCCGGGGGUGGCGCCCCCGUCCGCAUCUUCCGAAACACCGGCUGACAAGGCUGCUUCGAAACAGGAUCUGCAGCGCUUGGCAGCGGAAGUGGCGCGUUUGGCACAGGAGAACGAACUACUUCGCCAGCAGGUGCUUCAUCAGGAUCAGCAUGAGGAGAUGAAGAGCGAGGCUGUGACAUCUACGCCUGAGAACAUGAGCUGGGUGUUCAUGCCGGUGAAUUUCAUGCAGCCGUCGCACCAGGAUGCCAUGGAUUCUUGGAGCUCUGCGCAACAGGACCAGAUGCGCAAGGACAUGGAUGCAAAGAUGAUGGCUCGGCGUCGCCGCUACAGAGGUCGGGAAGGCGAGCUGGAGGCCCAGAGCGCGGGACAGACCGGAACGGAGUCCCUGAAUUUGGGCAAGCUUCGGUCUUCCAACAUGUCCGUUCGGCCUGCGGAGUGUGAUCUUCCGCUGGAGGAGUGCACCACUGUGAUGCUCCGCAACCUGCCAAAUAAUUACACGCGGGCAAUGCUGCUGGCUAUGCUUGACAACGAGGGCUUCGAGGGGAAGUACAACUUCCUCUAUUUGCCCAUCGAUUUUCAGUCACGGGCCUGCCUAGGUUACGCGUUUGUGAACCUGGUGGACCCCUCGUUCGUUCCGAACUUUUGGGAGAAGUUCAGUGGAUACUCCAAGUGGGUGUUGCCGAGCAAGAAGGUUUGUGGAGUGAGCUGGAGCGGACCGCACCAGGGGCUGGAGGCCCAUGUUGAGCGGUACCGCAACAGCCCCGUCAUGCACGAAAGCGUGCCUGACGAGUACAAGCCCGUGAUUCUGCAGCACGGCCUGCGCGUGGCCUUCCCGGAGCCCUCCAAGGCACCUCGGCCGCCAAGAAUUCGUCAGCACCACCACUCCUCCGACGGCAAGGUGCGUGCGACGCCAGCGAUGACACCCCGCGAUGUCUGAGAAAGCCCACGUGCGCAGGCUGGCUGGCAUGGACGACAGUUUCUGAGCUCCGAUCCGUCCAGGACUCCCUUGGCUGUCGGGGCCCUGCCUCCGGGCUCCGUGAGCCGCAGCUAGCGACGGACAGGGCACCGCGCCAGGGCGAGCGGCGUGCCCGGGGCUCCGGCCGCCGGCCGCGUCCGGGGGUUCCGAAGGCCCGGCUCCUCCCCUUGGGGGUUUGGUUU
Molecule: messenger RNA, 3104 nt
Organism: Effrenium voratum
Lineage: Eukaryota; Dinophyceae; Suessiales; Symbiodiniaceae
Source: the annotation of a GenBank genome assembly